AGUUUGAAAUUAUAUCAAACUGGUUUGGUAUCAUAGUAUGUGGUAUAAUUAUGGUUUAAACCAAUAAUAUAGGGAAUUAUAAAAACUGUUGGGAGGGGGGCUAUCAAUUACUCAUGUUUUUCGCUAUUUGCAACAGGACUGUCUUGAUCCCACCUUGAAUAGUGGGGGAUUAUGUACGGUUGGGAAUUACUGUUCUAAACACAGCACAUGGUUCCCUCCCUGUAUAAUUUCGUCAAUGUGACCCCAGUCAAAAAUCACCAUAAGGUGACUUUCAAAGUUCCCCAUUUCACACAAAAGAAUCUGAAAUGUUCCAAUCAACUUAAUAUUCGUUGUAUUAAGUAGUUGUGAUGUUGUUAGAAAGGCAUGGUGGACAUUUUUGGCCUAUAUUAGCAUUUGAUGAGCCAUGGUCACUUAACAACAUGAUUCAGUUAGCUAGCUGACUGUAACUUUAACAAAUAUAUUUCGAAUUUCUGAAAGGUUUUUUUUAGCAAUUGCAACUGCACACCCUAUUACAUAAAACAUAAAAUGAACGAAACACACUUUGAGAGACUUGUCAUUGGUAUAUGUGUGGAAAUGUUUGGCAACUAAUUAUAAGACCUCAGAAUUGGAUCGUUGUGAUCAAUUUUCAUGAUGACUGAAUACAGCUCGUAUACGCCUUCGAUUCCUUUUGGGCCGCCGUACUUUCCUGGUUGAGGCACGUACGAACUGACUUGAGGACCAAAGCUAACUUAACAAGCAAGCAAAUAAUAAACAAAAAACGUUCUCUGCGUCCGACGACACAACCGUGCAACAAACACAGCACUUUUCAAUGCGCGAAGUUGUCGUUUCACGUUGUCCUGUUGAGGUCAGAAUAGUCCCAGUGUGAUGACGUCACCAUUCAGCAAGGAGGAAAAGUGUGACGAGUUGUUCGAAAACAGACGACCAGCCUCUAGUUGGAUUUUACUACACAAUAUGGAUAAGUGUGCUGAUUUUCGGACUUGAAUUCCGAUAAGUGGUUUUAUUCUUGCUCUACUGACUGCAACUCUGUUUAUUUUGGACUAAAAUGGGGUUUAAAACCUGUUUAUAGUGCUCGGAAGUGCUCUCGUCUACUGUGGGACAACUUCGAGCUCCAUGUCGAUAAAAUACUUUCUAACCGAUACUAUAUUUAAUACCUUAUCUAUAUGCCGUGAUUAAUCUGAAAAGUUCAUAUUUCAAUAACGUGCAUGGCCUACGCAAGGUUUCCGUAGUGUAGUGGUUAUCACGUUCGCCUAACACGCGAAAGGUCCCCGGUUCGAGACCGGGCGGAAACAUGUUUUGUUUUAAAAGUUUGAACAAUGUUUUAUAGUUGUUAUCACACUUGCAUUACUGGCCAUAGAUAAUAUAGACAUUAUAUGCACAUAAUUUGUACAUGAAUUGAAUACCUGUACCUGAAUUUUAGAACCAUACGAUUGUGUGCAUGACAAAUAAAGUGGUGGAAAGAAAUACACACAGUGAAGCAAAAACAGAAAUUAAGGCAAACAACGAAUACACAACAAUGUAAACCGACCUAGCCUCUCUGAAACUAAAUUAAAUGAAAAUCUAUUAUGGUCAUGUCAAGAUCACUGUAUUUCAUAGAAAUUCCCAAGACUUUUGCACACUACUUACAGUACAACAUGUCUCUUUUUACCUUUUGCUGUUAGCAAUGAAAAAUUAUGUAAGGAAAGUUUUUUCACAAUAUUUUGUAUUUAUUGGGAUGCACCUGUAUUUGAUUUACUGAGGAUUAGAGUUCCACAUGAACUUCACUGCGUCAAGUGUGGAAGUGGAGUCCCAGUGUCCGGGGGAAACGGGCACCCACAAGGACAGCACUUUCAGCCAGACACCUUACUUGCGUGGCUCAGAGCGCUACAGUGACAGCAACAGCAGCGUGACCCCCCGUGGCUCCAGGGGACCCUCGUGUGUGACUGCCUCCGGUUCUGCCAGCUUGGCCUGGGUGCUGCGAACACGCCACCAACCGGCCAGCCUAGCCCUUCGCAAACAGGAGGAGGAGGAGAACAAGAGAUGCAAGGCCCUCUCAGACAGUUAUGAACUCUCAACGGAUCUGCAGGAUAAGAAGGUGGAAAUGCUGGAGAGAAAGUACGGGGGCUCAUUCGUGAGUCGGAGGGCAGCCAGGACCAUUCAGACAGCCUUCAGGCAGUAUCGCAUGAACAAGAACUUUGAACGCCUCCGAAGUUCUGCCUCUGAGAGUCGCAUGACACGCCGCAUCAUCCUGUCCAAUAUGAGGCUUCAGUAUUCUUUUGAUGAGCGGCAACCUCAACAGCAGGCCCAGACGCAGACCAACUUCACUCACAGUGUGGCCACAGGCCCUCCUCAUUCCCCCGACACUGAUCGCCCAGGAGACUACACCCACUUAGAGGACUCGUUCUGCAAACAGGUUAAGUCCUUAGCUGAUUCCAUUGACAAUGCCCUGACCUGCCGUGCUGAUCGCAAUGACUCCCAAGAAGGCAGCAGGGAGGGUGGCGGUCUCAGUGAAGAUUUUGGGGAGUGUAUGUGGAGCAGUAGCAGCAACCCCUCCUCGCAACGUGGUCUGGGUGAAAGAGCCAGGGGAGUCGGAGGAGUACUGAGCAUGCACGGAGACAGUACGGCAACCUCGUACAGCGACGUCACGCUUUACAUGGACGACGGCAUGCCACCCUCGCCGCUUUCCCCGGACCGGGCACCCAGCAGCACCGACACAGAAUACUGGGGCCCUGGCGGGGGUGUCGGGGUCCGUGAGGACAGCAGGGACACAGAGGGAGGGGGCAGCAGUAACAGUCGGCGCAGCACACCAUGCACAGAGUGUCGGGACUACCGUCUGAGGGGCGCACACCUGCCUCUCCUCACAAUUGAGCCGCCGAGUGACAGCUCAGUGGACAUGAGUGACCGUUCAGAUCGGGGCUCUCUAACCAGACAGCUGGUCUAUGAGCAGGAGCCUGGAGUGGGGGCUGGGUCUCCUCAGGGAACCCUCAAACACUCCCCAAACACUGUGGCCCGCUCGCCAUCCACAGCGGCCGCCCAGGGUCAGAUCAGAGCACCUGGCAGAGCCGUCCCGACACACAUCCCUCACCAGGUGGCUUCACACCACCACCAUCACCAUCACCACCACCCCAUCCACCACCAUCAGUACCCUGACACGCCAUCGUCGUCUUCAUCGCCUCAACAGCCCCCCACCACUCCUCUGUCCUCCUCCUCCUCCACAGCUCUGCCCUCUGGAGGGCUGGAGCAGCCGUGUUGCUCGGAUGGCGACAACGACUCUCUGAACUCCACCACCAACUCCAAUGAGACAGUCAACUGCAGUUCCGGUUCCUCGUCUCAGGACAGCCUCCGGGAACCUCUACCCCCUCUGGGCAAGCAGACAUAUCAGAGGGAAAGCCGCCAGAGCUGGGACUCUCCGCCCUUCAACAGUGAUGUAGUGCAGAGACGCCAGUACCGCAUAGGUCUCAAUCUUUUCAACAAGAAGCCAGAGAAGGGGAUCCAGUACCUGAUUGAGAGAGGCUUUGUGUCAGACACUCCAGUUGGGAUUGCUCGUUUCAUCCUCGAGAGGAAGGGUCUGAGCAGGCAGAUGAUCGGAGAGUUCCUGGGGAACCGGCAGAAGCAAUUCAACAAAGAUGUUUUAGAUUGUGUGGUUGAUGAGAUGGACUUCUCUGGAAUGGAUUUGGAUGAUGCUCUGAGGAAGUUCCAGGCUCAAAUAAAAGUUCAAGGAGAAGCACAAAAAGUGGAACGGCUCAUUGAGGCCUUUAGUCAGAGAUACUGCAUGUGUAAUCCGGUUCUGGUUCGGCAGUUCCAGAACCCCGACACCAUCUUCAUCUUGGCCUUCGCCAUAAUCCUUCUCAACACAGACAUGUACAGCCCUAACGUCAAAGCAGAGAGGAAGAUGAAGCUGGAGGAUUUCAUCAAGAAUUUAAGAGGCGUCGAUAAUGGUCAGGAUAUUCCCAGGGACCUGCUUGUUGGGAUUUACCAACGGAUACAGAAAUGGGAGCUGCGGACCAAUGACGACCAUGUGUCUCAAGUGCAGGCAGUGGAGAGAGUCCUUGUGGGCAAGAAGCCUGUACUGUCCCUUCCCCAUCGUAGGCUGGUGUGUUGCUGCCAGCUAUACGAGGUACCCGACCCCAACAGACCUCAGAGAACAGGAGUACAUCAGCGCGAGGUCUUUCUCUUUAAUGACCUUUUGGUGGUAACCAAAAUCUUUCAGAAGAAGAAAACCUCAGUGACAUACAGUUUUAGACAAUCUUUCCCUCUGGUUGAGAUGCAAGUGCACAUGUUCCAGAACUCAUACUAUCCUCAUGGUAUCCGCCUGACCUCCGCAGUCUUGGGUGGGGAAAGAAAAGUUCUCAUCGUCUUCAUGGCCCCCAGUCAGCAAGACAGCACUCGCUUUGUUAGUGACCUCAGGGAGAGUGUUGCUGAAGUGCAGGAGAUGGAGAAAUACAGAGUGGAAUCGGAGUUGGAGAAGCAAAAAGGUGUAAUGCGGCCCAGUUUGCUCACUGGAGGUGGGGGUGUGAAGAGUGACAUUGUGAAUGGUACUUUGGGAAGGACAAGUUUUGACGAUAACUGCUCAGUUGGCGAAGGUCUCAAACGCACAGCACUUAGCUCAUCACUCAGAGACCUAUCUGAGACAGGGAAGCGUGGUCGGCGGAACAGUGUCGGUUCUCUGGACAGUACUAUGGAAGGAUCCAUUAUUAGCAGUCCGCAGCCUCACCAACGCUACUCAGUGCCAGGUGUGGUCUCCGGCUGCUACGCAACAGAAGACUUCCGGCCUCAUCGCCCCAUCCUGAGCCCCGGAACGGGGAUGGGGGGUGGGCCGGGGCAGCAACAUACCACUGCUGGGACAGGAGUCGGGGGCGUCCCCAGCAGUGUCGAGAGAGCAGGAGCGGGGAGCUGCCCUGGGGGGAGCGGCAACAACAGCGUCUCCUUCCUGGGCUCACUAUUCGGCAGCAAACGCCCCAAACCGCCAGGGCCCCUUAUUCCACCGGGGCCACCCUACCCCGCGCCUGUCCACCCGCCGACGACGGGAGGGCCCCCUCCUCACUCCCCUUCAUCCCUGUGCCAGCAGUUGGAAGGGGGGCCUUCCAAGAUCCAGGCGCUGCACGCACAGUACUGUCACGCGGCUACCGUGCAGCCCCCACCACCUUACUACCACCACCAUCGCUACCAUGCCCAAAAUGUCCCUCCUCCUUUGCAAGGGGUGCCUCCUCAUACUGUACAGAGAGGCCCGCAACCCUGUCGUACACCACUUUGCGCACCGCACGCCCCGCACCCGCAGCUGGCACAUCUCUCCCAGCUCUCACAGCAUGGGCUUCUGGGUCGCUACACCAACAUGGUAGUUGGACGUCCCCCACCCCUUUCUCCUCUCUCCCAGCAUUCCCCGAACCCACAGUUCGCCCUGUACCACGUGCAGCCCACACACUCUAUCAGAGGGUGCACCACCGGCCCUGUUACCAAACCGCCCCUAACCUUGUCUCACUCCCAUCCGCACCCCCACGCACACUCCCAAACCCACCCCGGGCACGUGCACACACCGCACCCGGGCAGCCACUCCAGCCAUCAAACACACUUCAUCUUCGGCACUCUGCCCCACAAUCUGCCGUCCGCUACCGUCAACACGCAUCACACAGCAUCCGCCGGCCCGUAUCUGCCCCAGUACCCUCCUCUCUCUUCCAUCCCCCCUCCCCCACCACACUCCCCUUUACCCCCCCCUUCGUCCCCCCUUACCCCUCUUACACCUCUCUCCCCUCUCCCCCCCCAGCACCCCGGGCAGCCUCAGCCAGGGCCGCAGGUGACGGGGGCCGGAGCGACAGGUACAGGGGGCAGCUCCAAGUCCAAGCCUAUCAACCGGAUAAGCACCGUGGUGUGAGCAGGGCGUGGCCCGCUCGGGGUCAUAGGUCGGAUGAUAGCGCAGAGGAGGCGAGCAGGGCGAGGGCGAGGGCGAGGGCCAGAUCUGCCAGGACGGAGAGCAACAGCGGCGUUGGGGCUGACAAGAGGAAACGCAGCUUGCUCCGCCUCUGUUACUUUCACCUCCGUUUCCCGCAUAUGUAGGCGGAGAUUGCACGAUCGCAUCACAAGAACACACACCGCCCACAUGUUCAAACAGUCCAUCCAUCCAUCCAUUUUCUGAGCCGCUUAUCCUCACAAGGGUCGCGGGAGUGCCGGAGCCUAUCCCAGCUAUCAUCGGGCAGGAGGCGGGGUACAACCCUGAACUGGUUGCCAGCCAAUAGUCAUAUUACAAGCCAUAUAAUUAAAGUUCAAUACUUAUAUUGGUACUGCCUCGGUUUUAACUUGUUUGACGUCUCAUUGAUUCUAAUUAAGAAAGUACAGUGGUGCCUUGAGAUACGAGUGCCCUGAAUUUUUCGAGACACGAGCUGCCAUUCGGACAUUUUUUUGCUUUGACUUAUGAGGUCAUACUUGAAAUACGAAGGCAGGCACACUAGAAGGAGCAGCAUUCAAUUGAUGCAAUAUGACAAAAACAGUUUAAUUCUUUUAAAAUCUAUUUCAUUAUGUCAUUAUAUUUUUCUAAAGUACUAUUUUUCUUCUUUAAAAUAUACACUUCACAACAAUUUUUGACGUUUUGGGGAGGGGUGGGGGGAAGGCUGGCACGGAUUAAUGGCACUUGCGUUUAUUUGUUUCAGAGGGAAAAGAGUUGAGAUUUGAGUGUUUUGAGUUUCAAGCAUGGUCAUGGAACAGAUUAAACUCGUAUCUCAAAGCAUCGCUGUGCCGUAAUUUACAUGUAUGAAAAAUGGCACCCUUACUGUACAUCCAGGAUAACAACAAAGAUUACUGUACAGUCCAGCAAAGUUUUAACGCUGAAAACAGCCGAGUUGCAAAAAACACCCCUUUGCAAUAAUUCCCUUGACUUCAUGACGUCGCCAUCCACUGCAGGGUUUGCUGACACUAUAUUUUUUUCUUUCUAAAGAUGACCUCAAAUGUGUUGCUCCGUCUUGAAACAUUUUAACGGCAGACGGUCUUUGGCUUAAGCGUCUUUUACAUGUCUACCGGAGCCACUUGGCUUCAUGAUGCAUUUCUCAAGGAGUAUGGAAAUUAAUGAUACAAUCAACAAUCUAUUGUGAAUGUUUCUGAAGCUUCUCGCUUUUUUUUUUUUUUUUGAUCACUAUUAGAUCUGCUAUGAGUAUGAUGAAUAUUGUCGAUUUGUUUGAUAAGUACCGUACGUAAAUGUAUCAGCAGAUGUUUGUACAGGGUGAUAUAAAGCUUAGAAGCGCAUAAAUACCCUUUGGAGAGUGCUUUGAUUUAACGUCAUCGACAUCAUUUGCACCCUUCUGUUAACAUCGUUUGGUGUGAAAUAUUGAUGGUUGAAACAAGAUCAAUAAUGUUUUGUUCUAACUGAUGACUGUCUUUUUUUUAAUUUUUAUUUUAUUUAUAUAUAUAUUUUUGGGAUGGGGAAAAAAACCUCUGAUGAUGAUGAAAAAAGUGUUACUAUGGUUGUGGAAGUUUUAGAAAGAUGGUGUUUCCUUUGCAAUUAUGUGAAGCACCUCAACUCACUUUUUCAAAAUCAUCCGAUUUGUCGUGGGUGAGAUAUGUUUUGACGAAGCAAGCUUUUACAUGAGGAUUUGUGGGUUUAGCACGUGAUGUCUUAAGUCACCAAUGACCAUUUUAUUCUCUCACCGCUCCGGACACUUUUUUCUAACUCUCAACACAUUUUCUGAUGCUGUGGCAUCCCCAUGAGGGCUUUGUAUUUGUAAAAAAAAAAAAAAAAAACGAUAGCAAGGAUUAAGAAUGUAAAACAGCAUUCUUUGUUAUUCAGUGGCCUCGUGCACCCUUUUGCGACUGCAAUAUUUUAAGUUAUGAGUACUGACAGUUACCUACAGUGCCAGUUAUUAUCAAGAGAAAAUUAUAUAUACUCCGAUGUUUUUUGGAGCAGAGGAAUGAGGACAAAACGAUGUCAGUGUUUGGAAUCAAGCUAUACUGAAAGAAAACUUGUGUAAAGUGUGAAUCCACAAAAAAGGACACAAAGGAGGUUUGCAGAAAGUCAAGAUUGUGAGAUGAAGCUUUUAUAUAUAUGUGUUGACUAGCCCUUUUCUUUUAUUGUAUCAUUUCUGACUCUUCUUGCAUGGAUAUAUCUGCAUUGAAUAGAUUGUACUGUAUAAACCUGAAUGUAAAUAAGAUACUAUAAGCUUAUCAACCAUGGGACAAAGUGCUCCCAGUCUGUAUUCAGGUGCGUGCAUGUGAGUGCCAUGACAUAUGUACAUACGAAAGGUUAACAGGGACAGAAAAUGUUGUGGAAAAGGAAUAUUGUUUAUUUUUUAAUUAUUAUUUGUGACUGAAGAUGGGAGAAGGAAUUAAGAGUAAUACUGUAUACAUUACAACCUGGUGGUUAUAUGUCAGUGCACUGAUGGAUAUUACUUUGAACCAUUUCAGUUCAAGUUUCAGUUGUGAAUGUGUUAAAUGUACUGAAAGAAUAGAGAUUUUACAUGUGAAUAUUUAUUGCUUCAGAUCAAUUAAAGUGUCCUUGCAGUGA
This is a messenger RNA of Phycodurus eques (leafy seadragon), 8461 nucleotides long. RefSeq names its product IQ motif and Sec7 domain ArfGEF 2b (gene iqsec2b). The transcript is spliced from 14 exons. Gene Ontology annotation, biological process: regulation of ARF protein signal transduction; actin cytoskeleton organization. Gene Ontology annotation, molecular function: guanyl-nucleotide exchange factor activity; protein binding. NCBI's taxonomy places the organism in Eukaryota, Metazoa, Chordata, Actinopteri, Syngnathiformes, Syngnathidae. The record is from RefSeq and is a predicted model, not a curated record. Bases 1751 to 5845 code for a protein of 1364 amino acids.